AUGGCCGAGCUUUUGGGAGAGCGGGCCGGUACUCGCGGGCCCACGCUUGCGGAACUGGAGUUUUUCGCAGAGGACUCCUUGGUGACCGUGAUCCCACGGGUAAACUUGUCUCGGAUCGAGCUCAUCGCUGGCGACUUUGGACCUUUCACCGUCAACGAGGCGUGUGCAGUACCAUUGUGGCUCGCUGUGUGCUUGAAACGAGCGGGCUAUUGUUCUAUCGUGCCUCCGUCGUGGUUACGGCUGAAAGCGCUCACGGCCGCGCGCGAGGAAGAAGAGCAAUCCCCGGAGCUGAGCGCGAGCCUACCUUUUCAUUAUCAACAGAUAGCGUCCUUGUUACUGACCCAUGCCGCUGCUGAUAUUCCUCAGGCUUGUCACAUUCAUGAGGUGUUGGAGGAUAUCGUGACGGUGCGUCAGGGAAAGAUCCGAGCGCUUCUCCAACGAAUAGUCAGCGAGCACGAGGCCACCCGGCCAGCGCGUCUCGGGUACCUCGGAUCCAUUGAGUUAUUUCGCUUCAGACCAGCUCUUGUGCAUAGCCUGCGUACACAGAGCUCCUUACACUCUGAGAGCGCAGCGGAUCACCACUGGCCGGAGGAUCGCGAUUUCAGCUCCAUGACCGGAUCGCUUUAG
Messenger RNA from Cyanidioschyzon merolae strain 10D, 627 nucleotides. RefSeq lists its product as hypothetical. Bases 1 to 627 code for a protein of 208 amino acids. Gene Ontology annotation, biological process: DNA replication; double-strand break repair via break-induced replication. The record is from RefSeq and is a predicted model, not a curated record. The transcript has a single exon. NCBI's taxonomy places the organism in Eukaryota, Rhodophyta, Bangiophyceae, Cyanidiales, Cyanidiaceae. Gene Ontology annotation, cellular component: GINS complex; nucleus.